GACUCUGACUCUGGGGACCUGAUGGGUCUAAUGCUUGCAGCCGGGUUCCGCUCCUCCAUAAACUUCAACUCCAGAGGUCACUUUUCUCUCUCUCGUCUAGCACGUCUAAGCUGUUUCGCCUCGAUGCAUGUACACGCAGCCCUUUGUCUCCUAGACACAUGCACACACCCUGGCUAGCUUCUCCCUUUUGCAAAACUUGAAAUGUUUGAUUCCCCGAGAUCUCAGGAUGUACCUCCGGUUGACAGGACCUUGUGGGGAGCCGCUCUGCUCUCAUACUCGAUCUCGUUCAUGUAUAUAAACUCCCGUCUCAUCCACCUCUAAUGCAAGAUCUUUCCUUUGAUCCAACGCACACUCUCUUGUGAGAUUCCUUCCUUUUAUCCAACAUCUUCACACAUUCACUCGGCUGGCCGUCGCUCCAGACCUUGAUCUGAGAUCAGUCCUUACAAACACAAACACACUCAACUUGCCCAUUCAUUCUCUCUCUCCGCCGUGCGUUGAGAUAUAAACAAGUCGAGCCAGUCUCCAGAAUAACUACACACAACUUCCAAAGUAUAUAAAAAGUCAACAACUUUUUCUCUACAACACCGUCAACAUGUUCUCCAAGUUCACCACCAUCCUCGCUGCUGCUUCUGCUGCCCUGGUCUCUGCCGGCCCUCUCCCCCGUGGUGAGUCCGGCUCUGCCAGCAUCACCCCCCACGACCAGUACUCCAGCAGCAUUGGAGUCCUCGGCUGCAAGAUCAACACCAACCGCGUCGCCUACUGGCCCGGUUCCGUUGACUGCAACAACAUCUGCGUCAAGGUCUCCCACGAGGGCCGCUCCGUCUAUCUCCUCAAGAUCGACUCCUCCGGCGGUGCUCACGACAUCUCCUACGAUGCCUGGAACUACCUUGGCUUCGGCGAGUCUGCCACCAAGGACCCCCAGCAGGGCGGUGGCAUCGCCAUGGACUACGAGUACGUCCACGCCUCCAAGUGCAAGGACAUCCUCGACAAGGGCAAGCUUCCCCUCGCCGCCGCCAACUCCAUGGGCUACGUCGCCUCUUGCCUCAGCGAGCCCAAGAGCUGGGUCGCCCAGAACUACGUGCUCUAUAACAUCAACGACCCCGUCUGCAAGUACGGUGUUAACGAGAAGUGCCACCUUAACCUUGCCGUCAGCAACCAGCCCGAGUGCCCCAGCGGUCUCGGCUCCACCAAGGACCUCAACCUCAAGGUCGAGAACAUCCUCUACGGCUCUGGCAAGAAGGUCGCUGCUCAGUAGAUGACAACGCAUGUCUUAUGUCUUACAUGCUAUGAUGAUCACAAUAGAAAAUCGCCGCCCUAGCAGAUAGAUGCAGGGGGCGUAUCACUCGCUACGACUGAUAUGAAACUUUUGGACGAUACACAGGAUACAGGAAGGAAAAUAUGUUUUUGUUUUACAUUCACUUCUCAUGUACAUACUUGAUGAAAUGUCAAUACAUUACCAUCUACCUCA
Molecule: messenger RNA, 1468 nt
Organism: Fusarium verticillioides 7600
Lineage: Eukaryota; Fungi; Ascomycota; Sordariomycetes; Hypocreales; Nectriaceae
Exons: 1
Coding region: 593-1255 (220 amino acids)
Source: RefSeq, a predicted model, not a curated record